Messenger RNA from Hyla sarda, 2209 nucleotides. RefSeq names its product glycosyltransferase family 92 protein F13G3.3-like. The record is from RefSeq and is a predicted model, not a curated record. Bases 362 to 1624 code for a protein of 420 amino acids. The transcript is spliced from 3 exons. NCBI's taxonomy places the organism in Eukaryota, Metazoa, Chordata, Amphibia, Anura, Hylidae.
UGGGAAGGAAACGACUGGAACACGUUGGACCGGUUUGAUAAUGAUCUCCUAAACCUGAUGCAACUCUAUAUCCCCCAACUAUAACGUGCUCACGAGUGACUAUGACGAUGGUGACUUUGUGGGCACUGCUAUUCUACAUAGCUGCAGUCGGGCAGAGACACUAGAGACAUGAGGAGAUGCCAGGGCAGGUGAAGGAUUCUUUAUUCUCUAGACACAAUACCCUAUUGUUUAUUAUCCUUUAGGCUGGAAAAUUGUUUUUGUCCACAAAACAUAAUGGAGAAGUCUAUAUCAAAGGGACUAUGAGGAUUAUGGAGAAAGCAAAGCUGCCCGUACCAGACAUAUUAUUUUUGGGCAUUCCCCUAUGGACAAUAUGAAGGGGUAUUUGACUGUUUUGAUGCUUAGCGUCAUAUUUAUGAUUUCUACUUAUUAUCAUCGUAUACCAGGGAAAGAAGCAGGACCAAGGUACUGGAACAUUUCCACAGACACGAUCACCCCACUAGAAAACAAUAAAAUCUUUGUCAUUUCAGCUUAUUAUGAUGGCAGAGAGUCCAGGAGAGUGCGUGUGUUGACCGUCAUCAAAGGCGAAGACGUGACAGAGCUAUAUUGUAGGUUUUACUGUCUAAAUGGCUCUAAAAGUGUUCCGGUAAAAGCAACAAUAGAGGUUCACUCCAAAUGGUUUGAUUUUCAUUACGGUCCAGCAGAUGUGAUCUGCCCCAUGCCUUACUGUCAUUCUCACCACAUCUCCAUCCACUGGUCCGACAUAGAAAAUACAAGUCAUAUUCCCAUGUUUGAGAUCAAGAACCUCCAACCUCAGCCUUUCUCGGCAACCUUCACAGUGUGCAUUUCUACAAUGUUCGGAAAGCAGGAGAACGUAUUGCAAUUUAUCCAGACCAUGGAGAUGUAUCGUCUUCUAGGAGCCCAGAAGGUGGUCAUCUACAAGAAUGGCUGCAGUAAGGCCAUUGGACAAGUUCUGGAUUAUUAUGUAUCAGAAGGAAUUGUAGAGAUUGUUCCUUGGCCAAUAGACAAAUAUUUAAGAACAUCUGACGCCUGGUACCCAAGUAUGAACCCUGAAAACCAAAUUGGAUAUUACGGGCAGAUCGCAGCUCUGAGCGAUUGUCUGUACAGAAACAUGUACAAAAGUCGAUAUGUCACCUUCAACGAUAUGGAUGAAAUCAUCCUGCCGAGACUCCACAAAACCUGGGACGCCAUGAUGGACACUUUGGAGAAAGACUAUCCUGAUACAGCUGUGUACUUGAUAGAAAACCAUUACUACCCCAAUACCAUCACCGUUCCUGAUUUUGAGACAGCAUUCCCUAAAAGUGUUCCGGGAAUCAAUAUUCUACAGGUGAUACACUACGAGCCAGAAAGGCCAAAUACCUACAACAACCAUAAGAUGAUAGUCAACCCCCGCAAAGUCAUUCAGAUUUCAGUUCACUCCGCAUCAAAAACUUAUAGGCCAAGUGUUGAUGUUCCCAAUCACAUUGUAGGCCUUCACCAUUGCCGGACACCAGUGACACCAAAUCUCCCACAGACAUCCCUGAUAAAAGACACAACUAUAUGGAAAUAUAAUUCUUCUCUUAUUACAAAUGUGAACACGGUUUUAAGGCAACUGAACUAUCACUGAAAUCCAUGCUUCCUACAUCAAGGCGCCAGAGUAGCUGAAUUAUACCCACCGUCUGAAAUACAGGGUAUAAUAUCUAUGGGGGAGAUUUAUCAAAACCUGUCUAGAGGAAAAAUUGCUGAGUUUCCCAUAGCAACCAAUCAGAUCGCUUCUUUCAUUUUUUAGAGGCCUUUUCAAAAAUGAAAGAAGCGAUCUGAUUGGUUGCUAUGGGCAACUCAGCAACUUUUCCUCUGGACGGGUUUUGAUAAAUCUCCCCUAUAAGUAAUACCAGGCAUAGAGACAAUGGCCCAGAUUUAUCAAACUGUGUUAGAGAAAAUAUAGAGAGAUUUUCCCACAGCGACCAAUCACAGCUCAGCUAACAAGCUGAGGUAAAGUGAAACCUGAGCUGUGAUUGGCUGCUGUGGUAAAAUCUCUCUUAUUUUUUCUCUCACAUAGUUUGAUAAAUCUGGGCCAAUAUUUCCAUAGUUCUUCCAGAAUGUUUAUAUUCAUUUUUUUUUUAAUACAGUAAGAGAUAGAGACGGCACUCGCCAGUAAGAUUUUCUUCUUUAUUAAUUCCAACCACCUUUUCCUGUAUAGAUGUAAUAAUGU